AUGCACUUCUCCAAGUACCUCUCUGUCGUACCGGUCCUCAUGGGCCUUGCUGCCCCCGCCCUUUCCAGCGCUGUCAACCCCGAGAUCGAGCACGCAGAGGGUGUUAACGUGACCGAGGCCGCUCUCGACAAGCGUAGCUCCGUCCUCAUUUCCAACAGCAAGGACGGUGUCGACCAGGCUGGUUUCUACUACUCCGUCUACAACGACAACAAGGCCCCCAUCGGCUACACUGAGUACUCGGACAGUGGCCGUUUCGAGCUUGGCUGGAACACUCCCAACAAGGAAUUCCUUGGUGGAAAGGGUUUCCGUGGCGGUUCCCCUCGCACUAUCUCCUGGGACGGUUACUUCCAGGGUAGCGGUGACUACACCCUGGCCAUCUACGGCUGGACUACUGACCCCGUCACCGAGUGGUACAUUGUCGACUCCCACGGCACUGGUACCCCUGGCAACGGACAUAUCCUCGGUCAGGUCUACAGCGACGGCGGUGUCUAUGAUGUCUACAGCUUGGACUACAACAAUGUCCCUAUUAUCUACGGCGUCACCAGCUUCAAGCAGUACUGGUCUGUCCGUCGCGAGCACCGCACCACUGGUACUGUCAAUGUUGCCAACCACUUCAACGCCUGGAAGAACAUGGGUCUCCGUCCCGGUAACCCCGUUUUCCAGAUGGUCACUCUCGAGGGCUUCAACGGUGAGGGUUACCUCGACUUCACCGUCCGCGCUUAG
This is a messenger RNA of Penicillium diatomitis, 723 nucleotides long. RefSeq names its product glycoside hydrolase family 11 protein. Lineage: Eukaryota; Fungi; Ascomycota; Eurotiomycetes; Eurotiales; Aspergillaceae. Gene Ontology annotation, molecular function: hydrolase activity, hydrolyzing O-glycosyl compounds. The transcript is spliced from 2 exons. The record is from RefSeq and is a predicted model, not a curated record. Bases 1 to 723 code for a protein of 240 amino acids. Gene Ontology annotation, biological process: xylan catabolic process.